UACACAAAGUGCACUAAUGUGUCGAUUAUAGUGUGUUGUGUAAGUUGUGCCGCAGUUUAAGAUGUUACAAAAAUAGCCGCGAUCUAAAUAGAACCGAUUUUUGUUGACCCGGACGGAUCGAAUGGUCGCUUUCAUAGACGAGUAAAGACAAAAAAAAAAAUGGCCAGAAACGAGAAGAGUGAAUACGGUAAAAAGUUCAAAGAGCAACACCAUCACUUCUCUCCGACGUUGUGGAACAGCACCUACUUGACUCGAAACGCGUCCAACAAAGCUCUGAUCGACUUCGAGGUGAAACCGGACAGAAGGGGACGGAGGAAGUCGCGUUUCGAGACGAGAUGGGAUGAACUUCCAGAUCCGAUCUUGGAGCAGAUCUUCAAGUAUCUAACCAUAAGGGAACGGUACUACGCGAGUCUGGUCUGCCGCUCCUGGUACGAGGGCUUCUAUCUACCCUACGUCUGGUCAGAGUUCGUGCUUGGAGAUAGCACACUAACUAGAGCGCGCUUCAACUAUUAUCAAGGAUGGCAGUACGUCUUGGAUCACGUACGGACGCAGAUGUGCCUCACCCAGGUCGGGCCGCACUUCCGAAAGCUGACCUUCGAACCGAUGAUGAACUUCUUCAACCUGUACGAAUUCAUGAACAUGGUUUCAUGGUACUGCGAACAAAACGACAACAGAUUGGUCAACGUGAAAGGAGUCGCCGCGAAGGUGAGAACGUUGCGGUUCACCUUCCCAUGCAACAUGGACAGUCGGGAGGAUUUCGAAGGAGUCACGCUUUUCGGAACGGGAGGACGGUUAUUAGGUGCGCUGAAGAGGCUCAUGUCCAAUUUACCGAAACUGAAACGACUGGAGCUAAUCGAUCUGAUGCUGGAUUACAAAGAAGCUCAACACCUCUUGGACGGGGUGUGCGAAGCCUGCUGUCUAACCCUCGACACGCUGGUUCUGAUCAACGCGACGAAGAUGAGCCAUCAGAUCCUCCACGUCGGCGUCUUCUUAAAUUUACAAGUACUUGUAUUGAGCCCUCAGAAUUUAGGCGAUGACGUGAUCGAGCUAAUCGGCUACACAAAAUUGAAGCAUCUGCACAUCCUCCAGAACAGGUACACACCGGAUUGCGUUGAGACGCACGUCGAGCCGAAAGUUUGGAAGAGCUGCAAGAAGAGCAAUCCACGUAUCUCGAUUCACUUCGAGAUGGAAUGUAUCAAAGAGAAAACUAUAAUUUGGCCGAUGGGUGCGCCCAUCAACAGCAUAAUCUACGACACCCCAACAAUAGGAGUGGAAUUAUCGCACGUGAUCCAAAUAAUUGAAAAUUAUAAGGACAGUCUGCAAGUGUUUGGGCACAAGGGUUUGCCAAGAGGAUACAGACCGAAAUCGUUUCACAGCAGGAUCGAUGAACCUGUUAUGUUUCUGUGCAGAAAAUGCGACAAUCUUAAAGUCUUGGUGAUCAGCGAAAGGGUAUCAACUGCUACGUUGCUGCUGAUCGCAACGACGUGCAGGAAACUGAAGAAGCUGCACGUGAGACGAAACGGCGUGAUCAAGAAAUGCGAUUGGGAUUACAAUCAGACGUGGUCGGACGAGUAUUACCAAUGGUUAAAGGAUAGCAGCAGAUCGUACGAGACGGUGGAGAGGGAAAUCUCGGAGGUGCUCGGUUACAAAUGGUGCAUGUUGAGCGACAAGAACUUUAAGGGUUUGCACGUGGAUCUCCACGAGGAGUUGUAAUGAAUUUUUGUUUGAUUGAGGAGGAGGAGGAGGAGGGAAAGGCGCUUACUCACGUUUAAUCGCUUGUCGGGAGGGUGAUGAACAUUUGCG
Messenger RNA from Nicrophorus vespilloides, 1803 nucleotides. Its product is annotated as F-box/LRR-repeat protein 21. The transcript is spliced from 8 exons. Gene Ontology annotation, molecular function: protein binding. Bases 160 to 1713 code for a protein of 517 amino acids. The record is from RefSeq and is a predicted model, not a curated record. NCBI's taxonomy places the organism in Eukaryota, Metazoa, Arthropoda, Insecta, Coleoptera, Silphidae.